CGUUCAUGUUUAUUGCGUUUUUGCAGCUGGCUGGCGGGAUCAGGAUUCGUGUUUUGCAGACCGUCGCGUUCUUCGAAGAGCAUCGACGAUAUGAUCCAUAAGAUUGAAUGCUGCCUCGUUGUUCAGUAACCCAUCAUCUCCGCAGGGCCAUUUUUAGGGGUGAUAGUCAAGCAUCCACGUUGAUCUCCCUUCCUGGACCAAAGACGCGGAUAAGCUCGUGGAGGAGGUUUGUCGAGACAAUCUCAAGAGAAUCCUUCAUCUGUUGUCGUCGUCGUCGUCACCUCAAUCUCAUGGAUUGCCCUCCCCGCGUUUCAGCGCUUAGAAUCAAGUCACAACUUGGAGACUGGAUUAUGCGGCCAUCAAAAACCAAGCCAUCACCACGGAGACCUGGAAGCACUCAUCCAGUAUAGCUCUUCACCGACAGACCACAAUACCCAACAACGAUACAUCCGAACAUUGCGCGGUUUGUGAUAUCUCCGACACAGAUAGAGGAUUGAUAACAAACAACCCGAACUUACCGGACCUUCGUCCGAAUAACUUACUCGUACCUCGCGAGAAAAUCCUUACCGAAACAAUACCAGUUUCCGCCCACCCCCG
Molecule: messenger RNA, 597 nt
Organism: Aspergillus uvarum CBS 121591
Lineage: Eukaryota; Fungi; Ascomycota; Eurotiomycetes; Eurotiales; Aspergillaceae
Exons: 2
Coding region: 108-410 (100 amino acids)
Source: RefSeq, a predicted model, not a curated record